AUGGUCAGUACGCGCGAGUCGGUCACGAGGAAGCUGUAGGAUGCUGACACCGCGUGAGGCGCUCGUAGGAUCCCACAUCGCCAGAACAUGGUGGUGGUGGUGGCGGUGGUGGGAAUGGUGGGAAUGGUGGGAAUGGUGGGAAUGCGACUCACACCGCCAAUCUCACCGUCACCGCCAACCCAACCGCGCACGCCCAGCCCGCGCCGCAGCCGCAGCCGCAGCCGCAACCGGGCGUACUAAUAGCUGACGAGUCACAGGCUGGCGGUGGUCGUGGCUCGGCGUCCCCGUCUCCCGGCACAGCGGGCCCGCCGACGGUCGCGCCGAUGGACAUUGAUAUCGUUUCCGUUGAUGAUCGUAAGUUGUCGGUCGGUCUCUGAUCGGUUGACGGUGUAGACGCCGGGGGGGUGGCGGACGGGUGGCGGACGGGUGGAGCCACUGCGGUCGACGCAAAGGAGGGGUGUCCCAUGCCCUCACUUCCGCCUAGCCUUCUCCAGCAUACCACAUGCAUCCAUGCUCCGUAACACCACAAGUCCCUGUACUGAAACCCCAACCUCCCCGUCUUCCCCUGCACCGCACCAACAGACGAAGGCUUCGCCAACAAGCACUUGACCGACAUGGGCGAGGAGGUGCACGACUUCAAGGUCUUCACGUGGAAGCUCAGCGACUACCGUAGGGCCGACAAGCGAUUGCUCUCGCCCGAGUUCUCGUGUGGAGGCCACAAGUGGUGAGUGCUCGCCCUUCACACAGGACAGGGGCCGGAGAUCGGAGAUCGCCCUGGGCUGCGCCUGCUGGCUUGGGGGGGUCGAGGUCGAUCGGUGGCGGUGGGGAUGACUAUCACGAACCACAACGAAACUAACUCUCAUCGAACCUCAGGAACGUGCUCUUGUUUCCGAUGGGCAACUCGAACGGCCAAGCCAACGACAUGGUCUCGGUCUACCUCAACUAUGGCGACCAGAAAGCCUCGGAAGGCUGGCACGUCUGCGCCCAGUUCGCACUCGCCAUCUCCAACCCUUCCGAUCCGACCGUCUACAUCCAGAGUCGUAAGUGCACGCUCACUUCCCACCGGUGGCGGCCGACCGUGCUGACAUCUCGCGGCGAUCGAUGACCACCGCCACGCAGAGGCGCACCAUCGAUUCACCCAAGAGGAACAAGACUGGGGGUUCACCCGCUUCGUCGAAUUGCGCAAGCUCUUCUCCGUCUCCGAAGGGCGACCGAAACCCAUCAUCGAGAACGACGAGACCAUCAUUACCGCUUUCGUCAGGGUCCUCAAGGAUCCGACCGGUGUGCUGUGGCACAACUUUCACAAGUCAGUUGUGGGAAUACAUUUCUGGGGCCCUACCUCACUGAUGCACUUUGCGCGUUGUUACAGUUACGACUCCAAGAAGCAGACGGGCCACGUCGGGCUCAAGAACCAAGGCGCGACGUGCUACAUGAACUCGCUGCUCCAGUCCCUCUUCCUCACCAACAGUUUCCGCAAGGUCGGUCCAACGGAACGCUUACAUUCGUAAAGGAAUCUCCUCUGAUGUGAACCUCUCCAAACCCCCUUGACCCCCAGGCCGUAUACCAAAUCCCGACCGAGGACGAUACGACCGAUACCGUCCCACUCGCCUUGCAACGCGUCUUUUACAACCUCCAGACCUCGGACCAAUCUGUUGGCACGACCGAGUUGACGCGAUCGUUCGGCUGGAAGGGCUUUGAUUCGUUCUUGCAGCAUGACGUGCAAGAGUUCAACCGUGUCUUGUGUGACAAGCUCGAGACCAAGAUGAAGGUGCGUUUGCGUUGCCGAGCAAGCCCAUCAACACGGAGGGAUGGGUAGCUGAUUUCGCCGCUAGUGGCUUCGCGCAGGGCACGGCAGCGGAUGGGGAAAUCAAGCGCCUGUUCUCUGGCUCGAUGAAGAGUUACAUCAAGUGCAUCGACAUCGACUUUGAGUCCGCGCGCACGGAGGAUUUCUACGACAUCCAACUCAACGUCAAGGACAUGCCCAACCUCGAGGCCUCGUUCAAGGACUACAUCGCGAUGGAAACUCUUGAGGGCGAAAACAAGUACAAUGCCGAGGGCUUUGGGUUGCAGGACGCCAAGAAGGGCGUCAUCUUUGAGAGCUUCCCUCCGGUCUUGCAUUUGCAGCUCAAGAGGUUCGAGUACGAUAUGCAGAGGGAUCAGAACGUCAAGGUGGGUUCUUAAGUGGUCGGAUCAGGCUUCGAUUGUUGUGACAUAUGUUGAGACGUAGAUCUUCGCGGCCCACAGAUCAACGAUCGACACGAGUUCCCUCUCGAAAUCGAUCUCGAACCGUAUUUGUCCGAACAAGCCGAUCGUUCCGAGUCGUACAACUACAAAUUGCACGGCGUGCUCGUCCAUUCCGGCGACGUCCACGGCGGGCAUUACUUUGUGCUCAUCAAGCCCUCGGCCGACGGGCGUUGGUUGCGCUUCGACGACGACCGCGUCGUCCCCGUCACCGAUCGAGAGGUGCUCGAGGAUAACUUUGGUGGCGAACCUUUGCUCAACAACGGCGCGCACCCGCCCAAUGCCAAGCCGGCGAUGAAGAGGUUCACGAACGCCUACAUGCUCGUGUACAUUCGGGAAUCGCGGGUCAAGGAGGUCCUGGACCCGAUCACGGUAGAGCAAGUGCCUGAGCACCUUCGUUUACGAUUGGAGAGGGAAAGGAGGGACGCCGAGAUGCGCAAGAAGGAACGCGAUGAACAACAUAUGUACUUGACCGUCAAACUCGUCACGGACGAGACCUUUUCCAAACACCAAGGCUUCGAUCUCGCGACCUUUGACGAUCGGACCGUUGCCGCGACCGAGUUGCCGACCUACCGCGUACUCAAGACCAAACCGUACGUCGUCUUCCGCGCCGAGAUCGCUCAUCAAUAUGGGUACAACCCAGAGGACAUUCGUUUGUGGGUCUUGGUUAACCGUCAGAACAAGACCGUGCGACCGGACGCGCCGAUCUCGGACGGGGAUCCGACGUUGACGAUGGAGGUCGUGAGGGAGAAGAUGGCGUCUCGGCAACAGGACUUCAAGCUCUAUCUCGAGUACAUCUCGAAGGAGGAGAAGGCCGAAUGGCAAAAGAACCACCAGAACGAACCUCCGAUAAUGAUCUUUGUCAAGAACUUUGACGUCGCGCAUCAAACCUUGGCUGGGUUGGGUCACUUCCACGUCCAUCGCCAUAUGCGUGUGUUGGAUUUGGCGCAGAUGAUCAACGAUCGUAUGGGGUUCCCUCCUUCGACGCCGUUGAAGAUUUACGAGGAGAUUAAGCCGAAUAUGAUCGAGUUGAUGAAGAUGAAGGCGACGUUUUUGCAGAGUGAGAUUCAGGAUGGGGAUAUCGUGUGCUUCCAAGUCGAUAUGACGGAACGGGAUUCGCUGUACGUUUGUUCUCUCUCGUCCGUUCGGGGUUGGAAUUGUGGAGGCUAAUCGUUCUUUGCUCGGUCUUUCCACCCCGCGCAGACCACAAGACCUCGACAAGCAAAACAUGUUCACGACGCCGAUUCAGUUCUACGACUUCUUCCUCAACCGCGUCGUCGUCACCUUCAGGCCCAAGUACGAGGAUGCGAACGCUCGGGAGGAGUUCGAGAUCACGCUCAGCAAAAAGAACAACUACGACCAAAUGGCGGGGAGAGUCGGCGAACGGCUUAAGCACGACCCGCUCAAGUUGCGCUUCACGCAAGCCAAUGGUCAGAACGGGCAACCGAAAACGAUCGUGCGGCGCCAAGGGAGCAUGACCGUCGCUGAGCUCGUCUCGCCGAGUUACAACAUGACCCACGCCGCGAACUUGUUGUAUUACGAGAUGCUCGACGUGUCCAUCAUCGAACUCGAGACCAAGAAGAGUCUGCGCAUCAGUUGGGUCGGGCCGACGAACAAGGAGGAAUCGUCGCAUGGUUUCCUAUUGCCCAAGAACACGACCAUUCACGAUUGCGCGCAGGAUUGGUUGCGCAAGGACGUGAGGAUGCAGAACGGUGGUUCGGGCGAGAUCCGUAUCUUCGAUAUCGUCAAGGGGACCAUUCAACGCAUUUACACGGGCAGCGAACUCGUGCGGGACGUUUCGGACCAAACGGAGUUGUUCGCCGAGGAGGUACCUCUAGAGGAAGCGAGGGCCGAUGAUGGUUCGCGCGUCGUGCCUUGCUUCCACUACAACAAGGACCCAUCACGAACGCACGGCAUCCCCUUCCGGUUCGUCCUCAAACCGCACGAAGCGUUCGGCGAUACGAGGAAGAGGUUACAAGCUCGUUUGGGUUUGGGCGAUAAAGAGUUCGCCAAGAUCAAGUUCACCAUGUUGCAGACCGCAAUGUACCACAAGCCGAUGCCGUUGAACGACAGCGACGUCUUGUUCGACCACAAGUGGCAGGACGACGAUUUCAUUGGUCUUGAUCACCCUGAUAGGCGGCGAGCACCGGCUGAACGAGGGGUGCAGAUCAAUGGGUAG
Molecule: messenger RNA, 4420 nt
Organism: Microbotryum saponariae
Lineage: Eukaryota; Fungi; Basidiomycota; Microbotryomycetes; Microbotryales; Microbotryaceae
Source: the annotation of a GenBank genome assembly